Messenger RNA from Hippocampus comes (tiger tail seahorse), 3083 nucleotides. It is a transcript of the gene map4k1, whose product is annotated as mitogen-activated protein kinase kinase kinase kinase 1. Gene Ontology annotation, biological process: intracellular signal transduction; protein phosphorylation. The record is from RefSeq and is a predicted model, not a curated record. NCBI's taxonomy places the organism in Eukaryota, Metazoa, Chordata, Actinopteri, Syngnathiformes, Syngnathidae. Gene Ontology annotation, molecular function: ATP binding; MAP kinase kinase kinase kinase activity. The transcript is spliced from 30 exons. Gene Ontology annotation, cellular component: cytoplasm. Bases 302 to 2758 code for a protein of 818 amino acids.
CACAUACGCGCGCGCACACACACACACAUGCACACAAACACAAAUUUGCAUUGAUACUGCAAAUGAGCAGAUAUGAGAAGGUGCCGAGUGGCUGAUAAAGGGGACCAACAAGUGAGUGAGAAACAGGAAGGUGCAUGUAUAUGUGUGUGUGCGUGCGUACCUCAGCAGCUUCUCGACACCACAAGUUGGAGGCACAGAAAAAGUGGCUGUUCAUCAACUCUCACAUUAAGUGUAUAUCUGUGUCAUUUUUAUUUGCGUCCUUGGGUGUAUGCGUGCUCGUGAGCAAUAAUUCAAUCGAUUGAUGGAUCUUCAACACCGAGAGGAUUUCUCCACUAGGAACCCUCAGGAUGACUUUGAAAUCCUGCUGAAGGUCGGAUGGGGAACCUAUGGUGACGUUUACAAGGCACGUAAUAAGCAGACCGGGGACCUGGCAGCUAUUAAGAUUAUUAAAACCGAACCAGAGGAUGACUUUUCUACCAUCCAGCAAGAAAUACUCAUUGUGAGGAGCUGCAAACAUGCCAACAUUGUGGCUUAUUACGGAAGCUACAUACGGGUCAACAAACUGUGGAUCUGCAUGGAGUUCUGUGGCGGAGGCUCCCUGCAGGACGCCUACAGCGCGACCGGUCCUCUGUCAGAAGCACAGAUUGCGUACGUCUGCCGAGAGAUGCUUCAGGGUGUGGACUACCUUCAUGCACAGCGGAAAAUGCACAGAGAUAUCAAGGGUGCUAACAUCCUCCUCACCGACCAUGGCGAGGUGAAGUUGGCCGACUUUGGAAUCUCUGCCCAAAUCACGGCUACGCUGGCUCGUCGGAUGUCCUUCAUUGGGACGCCAUACUGGAUGGCGCCAGAGGUGGCAGCGGUGGAAAUCAAAGGCGGUUACAACGAGCUGUGCGAUAUCUGGUCGGUGGGCAUCACCGCCAUUGAGCUGGCAGAGCUGCAGCCACCCAUGUUUGAGCUCCACCCACUACGUGUCCUGUUUCUUAUGUCCAAGAGUGGCUACCAGCCUCCCAAAUUGAAGGACAAGGCAAAAUGGUCGUCCAUGUUCUACAACUUUGUGAAGGCUGUGCUGGUGAAGAACCCCAAGAAGAGACCGAGCGCCUCCAAGAUGCUCUCACACAUGUUUCUGAGCCAGCAGAGCCUGAGCCGAGCGCUGACUCUGGACCUGCUGGAGAAGUGUCGACACCCUGAGAAUUUCUGCCCAGCAAAUGAUGAUGACGAAAUGGAGGUGAGUGUGCCCGGAUCUUUGAAGAGGAUCCAGUCUAUCAGCAAACACAACUGGGUAGAGAGGAAACACUCAGACACCAAGUUGGAGCACAUCUACUCUCAGAGGCCUCUUAAGAAAGAAUCAGCAAAUACAACUAUGCAUUCAGGAAGCUCACAUGGCAUCAACACACAUCCACUGAGGGAGAAGGACUCAGAUUCUUCAGAUGACGACUAUGAUGAUGUGGAUGCUGUCACAAUGCCAGCGGACCAAACGCCACCUCCACUUCCUCCCAGGCCCAAAGUGCGUUCGAGCUCAGAGGAAGUAAUUUGGGUAGAAGACGAUGGUGCUGUAAAACUCUCUUCACUGUGCGUCCCCUCACCCCUCGUCAGGACGUCGAGUGGGACACACGUCAAAGCAGCUCCACACCGGAGACUCACCAGAAACUCGGACCGUAUGUCCUUUCCGUUGUUAGGCCAACAGGUGGCGCCCUUACCUCCUGAGCUGCCUCCGAAAAGACACCAGCAACCUUCGUCACAGAUCUACUUUAAGAAGAUUUUCCAAGGCUGUCCUCUCAAAGUAACGUGCACCACCACCUGGGAACACCCAGAAACCAAAGAGCAGCACCUGGUUGUGGGCACAGAGGAGGGUAUCUACACAAUCAAACUCAAUAGCUCAGAGGCCACCAUGGAGCUGUUGUAUCCUGGCAAGUGCACCUGGGUCUACAGCUGCCACAAUAUACUCAUGUCCGUAUCAGGUAAAUCCUCACAGCUUCACUCCCAUUCACUGAAAGAACUUUACGAGCAGGCUCGCAGGGACCAAAGGAUGGUGGCUCUGCCCACUCAUCGUCUGUUGCCGCGGAGAUGUGCAGUGACGUGUAAAAUUGCUGACACCAAAGGAUGCAGGACGUGUUCCGUCGCGGACAACUUCCUGUGCUGUGCGCUGGAGUCUAGUGUGGUGCUGCUGCAGUGGUACGAGCCAAUGAACAAGUUCAUGCUGAUCAAGCAUUUUGACUUCCCCCUCACCAACGCGCUGCGGGUGUUUGAGACAGUGCUGGACCCCCAGCAGGAGUACCCACUGGUCUGCAUUGGUGUCUCUCGGGGGUCCGGUGACACACUGCCUGUUGCUUUGGAGUACAUCGACCUCAACUCGAACACUUCCUGGUUCACGUGCACUGACACGGAUCAACGCUACCCAGAUACCAUGCAAGUCAACCAGUUGGACAGCAACUCGCUGCUGGUCCUAUUCGAAGGAGCAGCACACAUCGUAAAUUUGGAGGGGGCACUAAAGAGCGGCCAGCCUCACAAGACCACCUUCUCACACAAUGUGGAAUCUGUAGUGUAUUUGGAGGACACAUUUUUAGCGGUGUGGCGUCACGGCUGGUUAAGGACAAAAAAAGGCAAAGUGUUAGAGGAGAACACCGACCCCAAGAAAAUGUUCCGGCUGGUACAAUCUGACAGGAUGGUUGUCAUGGAGACGCACCAGACCAAGGACCCCUCGGGGCUGUCCAACCUGUACUUGCUGGAGAUUGCUGAGAAAUACGUCAUGCUUCCCUGAUGGCCCGUGAGCAAAGCACUAUGGGAUACGUGGCGUUUCCCUGCAGCAUUCAUAAGAUACGGGAGCCUUGCCCUCACUUGGUGAAACUGGUUUCAGUGGGAUCCAGUCACUAUAUUGUCAGUCAGUGGUGCAAUGACCUGUGUGGCACUGCCAUGUAUUAAAGUAACUUAAAGUCUCCACAAAGUGACUUGUCCAGUAAUAUGUCAUUGUUUUAUAAAUAAAUAAAUAAAUUAUAAGAUUCAAUAUUCCAAAAGUUUUAUUGUUUUGAAGAGUCAAGUAAAAGCUAUAAGAAUUUAUAAAAGAAUAAAACCGUGCAAAUAUUUGA